UGGGAAUGCAAUGAGGGACAGUAUCAACGCAAAAAUCUCCAGUGUUUAUUGGUGUAUUAUGAUUUAUCAUUGUAUUUACGAGUUCUAAGUUCAAUACUUGUCCUUGGCUUUCCUCGAUCAUUAGGUGAUUAGUCAUGAACUGAUAUCAUGCCUCAGGUUUCAGAUUUAUCCCACUUCGCUUUAUCGAUAAAGGGAAUUUGAUAAACCUCUUCGUCAUUAUCAAAUUUACGUUCAAGAUUUCAAGAAACCAUAGCUCAAGCUCUUGCACCUCUAACCUGCAAUCCAUUCAAUAACCCGCUGCCUAUCGACUCGCAAGCCCAGCUGAACAUAUCUAACCCGAGUCGCAACGUUGAACCUGUCAGCUAUCCAACUAUCACAGAAAAGCCAUUCCUGUUAGCCAGCAGAGCCCCAAGUGGCCCCCAACUCAUCUCAACAUGGCAUCGGCAGACAAUGCGAACCCUACGAUCUUGAAUGUGUCCGAAAUAUCACGUCGAAGAGAAAAGCGCAAGGUUCGAGAUUAUUCGGCCAAGAAACAUGGUAUACAGAGCAUAUUGAUGGCAAAACCCAGCUAUGCACUGGAUCCUUUUUAUAUGUCAGAUUUCUCAGAUGAAGACUCAGACUCAGACGACUCUGGCUUAGAGCCAAUAGAUGAACAGGAAAUAUAUGACUUGAUUGCACCGAUCUCCGACCCCGAGCAUCCUCUUUCAUUGGAGUCUCUCGGAGUAGUUAAGCUUGAGGAUGUUCAUCUUGUUUCGCCUCCUGACCUCACAAACCCAGCAGCACUGUCUCGCGUACUGGUUGAAUUGACGCCAACGGUUUCACAUUGCUCCCUAGCAACUGUUAUUGGACUUGGUGUGCGAGUACGUUUGGAACAAGCUCUUCCGCCAGGAUACCGAGUCGAGGUCAAGAUCAAGAAGGAUACACACAGCCAAGCUGACGAAGUCAACAAACAACUGGCUGACAAGGAGCGUGUUGCGGCUGCCCUCGAGAAUAACAAUCUCAUGAAUUUGCUAAGGAAGAUGAUGAAAACCUGUCUUGAUGGCUGAUGAUAUCAUAAUCACAGACAUAAGAUUUCUUUGAGACUGCUUUAGCCAGUGCAGAGAAUUUCUCGUUAUGAGAAAAUCGAGAAGACCGUUGCCACAUACGAGAUCACUUCCGCAAUAUUGUGAUUCUUUUUAAAGUUACGCAGAUCCGUCCCCCAUUAAUGAACUACGAAUAUGAAGUAUCAUCACAAAAACCCACACCAAAUACUACCUACAUC
Messenger RNA from Botrytis sinoallii, 1261 nucleotides. RefSeq lists its product as uncharacterized. Gene Ontology annotation, biological process: iron-sulfur cluster assembly. NCBI's taxonomy places the organism in Eukaryota, Fungi, Ascomycota, Leotiomycetes, Helotiales, Sclerotiniaceae. The coding region runs from base 435 to 1046 and encodes 203 amino acids. The record is from RefSeq and is a predicted model, not a curated record. The transcript is spliced from 2 exons.